Staurois parvus is the source of this 477-nucleotide messenger RNA. The record is from the annotation of a GenBank genome assembly. NCBI's taxonomy places the organism in Eukaryota, Metazoa, Chordata, Amphibia, Anura, Ranidae.
CCUGUAAAAUACUAUCAUCCAUCCUGAGGCACCCUUUAAAAUGAUGGACGGUCCCGAGGCCCCUUUAAAAAAUGAUGGACGGUCCCGAGGCACCCUUUAAAAUGAUGGACGGUCCCGAGGCACCCUUUAAAAUGAUGGACGGUCCCGAGGCACCCUUUAAAAUGAUGGACGGUCCCGAGGCACCCUUUAAAAUGAUGGACAGUCCCAGGGCACCCUUUAAAUUUAUGGACAGUCCCGAGGCACCCUUUAAAUUUAUGGACAGUCCCGAGGCACCCUUUAAAUUUAUGGACAGUCGCGGGGCACCCUUUUAAAUUUAUGGACAGUCGCGGGGCACCCUUUAAAUUUAUGGACAGUCGCGGGGCACCCUUUAAAUUUAUGGACAGUCGCGGGGCACCCUUUAAAUUUAUGGACAGUCGCGGGGCACCCUUUAAAUUUAUGGACAGUCGCGGGGCACCCUUUAAAUUUAUGGACAGUCGC